This is a messenger RNA of Striga hermonthica, 1380 nucleotides long. The record is from the annotation of a GenBank genome assembly. Lineage: Eukaryota; Viridiplantae; Streptophyta; Magnoliopsida; Lamiales; Orobanchaceae.
AUCCGAAGUGUGUCCCCUAUCAUUCGAUCAGGACUCGGGCGAGCAAUUUAUGGAUGCUAGUGCUCUACAGGGAUACCAGAAUCGGCCAGGCAACGAUCCGUUUUCCAAUACGUACAACCCGGGAUGGCGAAAUCAUCCCCACUUCUCUUGGUCAAACAACACGAACACCCUCCAACCACCCCGUCCGAAUUUCACCCAGCAACAACCUCAACCCAACUUUGUGCCACGUCCGAACUACCAACCUCAGCAGCAGCAGCAGCAACAACAAGCACCGGGAGCAGGAUCGAGUUCGACUCCCCAAGACGACAAGCUUGACAAAAUCCUUCAAUUCAUGGCCAAUAGUGAGCAGAGAAAUAUUAAUCAUGAGGCCUCUAUCAAGCGUAUAGAGACACAGCUGGGACAGCUAGCCACUAGGGUCGGGCAUAUGGAGGCCGAAUCCGACAAAGGAAAGUUACCUAGCCAGCCCGAGCAAGCCAAAGCCAUCACGGUACUCAGAAGCGGGAAGGUUGUGGACAACAAGGUGGAGAUGCCCGAGCCCAAGGAGGAGGAGACUCAUUCGGAAAAGAUAAAAGAAGCAGAGCCCGAUAAGGCAACUGACGAGCCGAUGCUACAUAAGUCACCUAAUCCAUAUAAACCGCGCGUUCCCUUUCCAGACCGACUGAGAGACGAGAAGCAAGAAAAGCAGUUCCGGGAUCUUUUCAGCAUGCUCUCCAAGGUGAAUGUCAACUUGCCACUUCUUGAUGUGAUAAAAAAUAUGCCAUCUUAUGGUAAGUUCUUCAAGGACUUGGUGACCAAGAAGAGGAAGUUUGAAGAUGGUGAAAAGGUAGUUGUGUACGAAGCGGCAAGUGCAAUGCAGAACGACUUGCCCAAGAAGGAGCGUGACCCAGGAGGCUUUAUUAUCCAGAUCGCCUUGGGUAACGGGAAGGUAGCUUCGGGGAUGCUUGACCUCGGAGCCGGAAUUAAUCUUAUGCCCUUCUCGAUUUUUCAGAGGCUUGGCCUUGGGGACUUGAGGCCAACUCGCAUGUGCCUUCAGUUGGCAGACCGUUCCAUCCGGUACCCUAAGGGGAUAGUCGAGGAUGUUCUCGUGAAGGUGGGCAAGCUCAUCAUCCCAGUGGAUUUUGUUGUUUUAGACGUUGGAGAUGUGCACGAGAAUGGGAAGGAUCACACCAUCCUCCUCGGGAGACCCUUCAUGGCAACAACAAACACUCUUAUCGACGUGAAGAACGGAACCCUGAAUAUGACAGUUUUGGGAGAAUCACUGUCUAUUUCUGUUCGAGAGGUUGGGUCCGCAUCCUCGGCCAAUUUUGUAGAAGAGUGUGCCUUCAUUGAUCAAACCGAUCCCUUUAUCGAUGAGAUGGUACUUCAUGAGUUCGAGGAAGU